Molecule: messenger RNA, 1069 nt
Organism: Hordeum vulgare subsp. vulgare (domesticated barley)
Lineage: Eukaryota; Viridiplantae; Streptophyta; Magnoliopsida; Poales; Poaceae
Product: probable WRKY transcription factor 50
Exons: 3
Coding region: 260-973 (237 amino acids)
Biological process (GO): regulation of DNA-templated transcription
Molecular function (GO): DNA-binding transcription factor activity; sequence-specific DNA binding
Source: RefSeq, a predicted model, not a curated record
UAGAGGCCGUCCCGUUCGUCUUGGUCGUUGUCGCGUAUCCGGAGACGCGCGGCAGCGAUCGAGUUUGCCAGCCAAAGUCUUGGCUCGUGUGCUCCCACUCAGCUUCGUGCGUCAUCUGUUCCAACACGGACAGGCUUGGUGUGCGUCAUCUAGUUGCCGUUUAUAGCUUUGUGCUCGUCAACAGAAUAGGAGUGGCCAUGCUCUCGCCACUUGCGCAUGCUCAAGAAGGCGAGCCUGUCUGGUUUGUGGACUUGCCGCAAUGUCCUCGUACUCGUCCCUCAUCUCUGUGAGCCCCGGCGAGCAGAUCGGUGGGUAUGCGGACCAAGGUGACGACGACGACAUGGCGGCCGCCGCUAACUACCUAUCAUCAUUCUGCUUUGAUUUUGGCGACGAGUAUUCCGUAGGGGAGGCAGCAACAGCCUCCUACCCCUUGCACGGACAGCAGCAGCAGGCGCCGACCAAAGCCGACAGCCACCACAGCGGCCAAGCAGCAAGUAUUACCAGUUCACAGAGAUUCGACAAUAUCAACACGAGCUUGACGAGCAGCGACGCGAGGAGCAAAGGCAGUAAGAUCGCGUUCAAGACGAGGUCGGAGGUGGAGGUGCUGGAUGACGGGUACCGCUGGAGGAAGUACGGCAAGAAAAUGGUCAAGAACAGCCCAAACCCAAGGAACUACUACCGUUGCUCAAGCGAGGGAUGCCGCGUUAAGAAGCGAGUGGAGCGGGAUCGCGACGACGAGCGCUUCGUCAUCACCACCUACGACGGCGUCCACAACCACCUUGCGCCACUGCCGCCGCAGGGAUGCGCCGGAUACUCGCUAUCGCUAGCGCAGACGCGCGUGGACGAGGGGUCAUCACCGCUACCCAUGGAAGGGCGCCGUUGCUUUCUUGACGCCAUGAAGAUGCACGCUGCCGGGAGCCUCGCUGGCUCCUCACCCGUGCCCGCACCGCGCACACUAGAGCGUCAUAACUGAUAAUUGAUAAUAUGUCCAGGAUAUUAUGUGAGACUUUUCUUUUCAAGAACCGGAUAUUAUGUGAGACUGAUUAAUAUACUUUACUUGUUACUAAAA